AUGGCUAACCCAAGAGGGGAAUGCAAAGCCAUAACUCUAAGAAGUGGGAAGGUUGUAGAGGAAGGAACCCCAAGCAAAGAUAAUCAUGAUGAGGUUGCAUCAAAGCAUGGGAACGAGGGUGAAGGGGAGAUCCCAGCUUCACCUCCACCAAAACCAGUCUUGAAGCCCUAUGUGCCAAAGGCACCAUACCCACAAAGACUGAGAAAAGAUGGGAAGGAUGGCCAGUUCUCUAAGUUCCUAGAGAUCUUUAAGAGGCUCCAAAUUAACAUACCAUUUGCUGAGGCAUUAGAACAAAUGCCACUUUAUGCCAAGUUCUUAAAGGAGCUUAUAACCAAAAAAAGGAACUGGGAGGCAAAAGAGACCAUAGUAUUGACUGAGGAAUGCAGUGCCAUCAUACAGAAGAAGCUGCCUCAAAAGCUGAAAGACCCAGGGAGUUUUCAAAUCCCCUGCAUCAUAGGGGACAUCACUAUUGAGAAAGCUUUGUACUUGCUAGUGAAAGUAGGAGAAUUUAUUUUCCCUGCUGAUUUCGUUGUGCUGGACAUGGAAGAAGAUGCCAACACGUCAAUUAUCCUAGGAAGACCAUUUCUAGCUACAGCUGGAGCCAUCAUUGAUGUGUAG
Molecule: messenger RNA, 618 nt
Organism: Arachis stenosperma
Lineage: Eukaryota; Viridiplantae; Streptophyta; Magnoliopsida; Fabales; Fabaceae
Exons: 2
Coding region: 1-618 (205 amino acids)
Source: RefSeq, a predicted model, not a curated record